Messenger RNA from Ylistrum balloti, 947 nucleotides. Its product is annotated as cytochrome b5 domain-containing protein 1-like. NCBI's taxonomy places the organism in Eukaryota, Metazoa, Mollusca, Bivalvia, Pectinida, Pectinidae. Bases 1 to 648 code for a protein of 215 amino acids. The record is from RefSeq and is a predicted model, not a curated record. The transcript has 4 exons.
AUGGGUCGGCCGAAGUAUUUCACACCCUCUGAAGUUGCUGUACACAACACUGUAGAUGACCUUUGGGUAUCUUUCCUAGGAAAAGUGUAUGAUCUAACUCCACUAUGUGAAAAAUACAAAGGUGAUGUCCUCCUAAAACCAAUCAUCCAGUCAGCAGGAAAAGACAUCUCACACUGGUUUAAUCCUAAACUCAAAGAUAUCCGUACCCAUGUUGAUCCUCUGACAGGUUGUGUGAUCCCCUAUUGUCCAAAUGGCCGAUUUGUUCACAUCCCUCCUCCAUAUCCAGACAGCUUUUGGGCAAAUGACUUUGGUCGGCCAUGGUGGAAAGACGAAGGAUAUCUCGUAGGAAUAUUGUCAAAGAAAACAAGAUCCAUCAAAAUAAUCAACACUUUAACAUCACAAGAACAAGUUAUAGAGGUGUGUUCAGAAGAGAUAAUGACAGAAAUUUUAGACCGUUACAUUAAAUAUAAUGCCCACGCGGCAAGCUACACAUGGAAAUAUGAUGGCAGAAAUCUGGACAUGACCCAAACAUUGGAAGAUAACCAGAUCCCAGACGAGGAUGAGGAAUUCUACAAACUCAGCAUGAAUGACGACACAUUCCUACAAGCCAUCCAUUUGUACUUCAAUGACGACCUCACAGAGGCGUAGUGUCAAGGACAAAUUCCAAAUACAAACAUAUCAUCAUGCAUUGGCUGUAAUAUAUCUCAGAACCAACUUGUGCAUGUAGAAGGAAAAUAAUGUAACUUGAGAUCAGACAUUCAUUUAAAAUGUGAACUAUUUAAAACUUACCACUCAAAAAAUAAAAACAAAAAUAAAAAAGCCCACGAAUAAUGUUUAUAAGGUCAUAUAUAUUUGUAUUUAUAUUGAGCGCCAAGAAUUGAUUGUACUUGUAUCAUCUCCAGCAGGACAAGAAUAAUCAUUGUUAUAUAUUCUUAUAGAUGUAUGUA